GUGAUACUUUCCGCCUCGCCAUUUUGUGUUGCUGCGCCGGGUAUUUAUCAGAAGAGUCGUGACUGUCCCCCUCCACACGGUUAGAUAGGUGGCCGCACGGUUUCGGUUUUACCCGCUUUUGCUUAACACGUCUGUGGCCUUCAAUUGACUCCAUUAAGUGCGAUUUUUUUAAACUCACGAAAACCGAUUAUUUUGUACUUUUAGUUUAUUUUUUUGCUGUGAGUUAGCGUGUUAGACAGGAUGUCGAGCCAAAGCCCAGAAUACUCGCCGUUCUUCGCAGUGAUGGGUGCCUCUGCGGCGAUGGUGUUCAGCGCCUUGGGAGCAGCCUAUGGCACAGCAAAGAGCGGCACAGGCAUCGCUGCGAUGUCCGUGAUGAGGCCGGAGCUCAUCAUGAAGUCAAUCAUCCCAGUGGUCAUGGCGGGUAUCAUAGCCAUCUAUGGCUUGGUAGUAGCAGUGCUGAUUGCCAACAACGUUGCUGAGAACAUCAGCCUUUAUAAGAGUUUCCUGCACCUCGGAGCGGGGCUGAGUGUGGGCCUCAGCGGGCUGGCGGCAGGCUUUGCGAUCGGCAUUGUGGGAGACGCAGGUGUGAGGGGCACAGCCCAACAGCCCAGGCUCUUUGUGGGCAUGAUCCUCAUCUUGAUUUUUGCUGAGGUCCUGGGUCUCUACGGGCUCAUCGUCGCUCUUAUUCUCUCCACGAAGUAAACGCUCGACGUCUCCUCGACAAAAAUCACCCAUUUAAGUUGCUGCUGGGGGGAAAAAAGAAAAAAAUUGCCACACAAGAUAAAAGAAGUGAAUCUGGGGUUUAAAAAAAAAAAAACAUCCAAUGGUCUUAUCAUAACGAUGUGUACAGUCAUCCCAAUUUGAUAGUCAACUUGUAAAUGCGCAAUGUAGUGAUUUGUUCGUCUUGUAUGUGUGUGUGCGUGGUAUUAAAAAAAACUGUAUAAUAAUUUUUCCCUCCACUUAUUUUGGGCUUUGAGGCCAAACGAGGCGGCUGAGCCUCGGGUCUGUAAGAGCUGACCACAGGGCCGCACUUUUCCUCCUCUAUCAACUUGGGAGUUGAUGUAAUUUCUGAAUAAGUCUUGAGAAUCUGUUUGUAAAGAAAAUUGUGUAUGGACAAUUUUUUUUUUCCACUGUUUUUAUUUAUAAAUAUGUUCAUUGAACUAUUAAAUGAAAACAAAUUGUCCAUGAUAUAUACAUAUAUAAAUAUAUACAUAUCCAUAUAGAUUUAAUGCACUGUGGGUAAUUGUGAAAAGUUGUUGGAAUCCCUCCGGAUGUAAUUUUUUUGGUUCGAUUAAGAUUGCCUUUAGUAUGUUGCUGGUGGAGUGAGAGUUUUGUGUGUAGCUGUACUCUAAUCAUUACGCAAACAUUUCCAGACCAGUGUGUUUACCUGUAGUACCUGUUUGCAUUAAAGGUGUGUGUGCCCACGUUGGGUCUCACAAGUGUAAUUUCCACA
This is a messenger RNA of Oryzias melastigma (Indian medaka), 1453 nucleotides long. RefSeq names its product ATPase H+ transporting V0 subunit cb (gene atp6v0cb). Gene Ontology annotation, molecular function: proton-transporting ATPase activity, rotational mechanism. The record is from RefSeq and is a predicted model, not a curated record. Bases 241 to 702 code for a protein of 153 amino acids. Gene Ontology annotation, cellular component: proton-transporting V-type ATPase, V0 domain. The transcript has 3 exons. Gene Ontology annotation, biological process: proton transmembrane transport. NCBI's taxonomy places the organism in Eukaryota, Metazoa, Chordata, Actinopteri, Beloniformes, Adrianichthyidae.